CAGCACGGGUACUGCAUUUGAAGCAAAGGUUUUGAAGGCAGAAAUGUGAAAUGAUACGCAAGUUAAGUGAACAAGUCACUUAGGCCAUAACUUCUCAAACAUUUAUGGUUGUAACAGGAGAUGUACCCUCAUUGACAAAGUAGAAUUGAAUAUUCUGGGACUGAAAUAUGUUUCUGCUGAAAUGAGUGAUCAGACCAUUUUUGUGCUUUUGGAACUCUGACAUUACUUGUGUCCAGCAAGCAGCAUGCAAGAGGAAUAAGCUUAUCAGUCGAAAACGGGGCACUUGAUUCUGAAUAGAUUUAAAGAUGACCUAUCAAUGUUGCAAUAUGUUCCAAGAAAAGCAAUAAGAAGAAAAAAAGGAUGGCUGGUUGCGGUGAGAUCGAUCACUCAAUCAAUAUGCUUCCCACCAACAGGAAGACAAAUGAAUCUUGUUCCAACGCAGCACCAUCUCUUAUGGUCCCUGAAUGUGCUAUCUGUCUGCAAACAUGUGUCCACCCUGUGAGUCUGCCUUGUAAACAUGUCUUCUGCUAUCUGUGUGUGAAAGGAGCUUCCUGGCUGGGAAAGCGAUGUGCGCUCUGUCGCCAGGAGAUCCCAGAGGACUUUCUUGAUAAGCCAACUUUACUGUCACCCGAGGAACUCAAAGCAGCCAGCAGAGGAAAUGGGGAAUAUGCUUGGUACUAUGAAGGCAGAAAUGGUUGGUGGCAAUAUGAUGAACGCACCAGUAGGGAGCUGGAAGAUGCCUUUUCUAAAGGUAAAAAGAGCACUGAAAUGUUAAUUGCUGGGUACUUGUAUGUGGCAGAUCUUGAGAACAUGGUUCAGUAUAGGAGAAAUGAGCAUGGACGUCGCAGGAAAAUAAAACGGGACAUAAUAGAUAUUCCAAAGAAGGGAGUGGCUGGGCUUAGGUUGGACUGUGACUCUAAUGCUAUCAAUCUAGCACGAGAGAGUUCUGCUGAUGGCGCAGACAGUAUACCUGCUCUAGGAGCUGCUGCUGGGCAGCCUCUACCAACUGUUUCUGUUAGACCCCUACCUUCACUAGAUGGUCAGCUGACAAGUCCUGCAACGCCAUCACCUGAUGCAAGCACUCUAGAGAACUCUUUUGCCAACUUGCAAAUAAAUGGAAACGGUAUGGUUGAAAGGAGCAAUAGGGGUGAGGGAGAGGAAGACCAUGAAUCAUCGUCUUCUGGUAGGGUGCCAGUUCUUGACACCUCCGUUGAGGAAACAGAAUCGGAUGCUAGCAGCGAUAGUGAGGAUGUGUCUGCCCAACUUCAGCUGCCUGUAUCCUCUGCACAGCAGAGACAUGUGAAUGCGAAUCAGCCAGCCUUGGAUAGAUCAGUGACAGGGAGUGGGGUGGGAAGCACCAGCGUAAGAUCUAGAAGGCCUGACGGACAGUGCACAAUAACUGAAGUUUAAAUCUAGAGCCAUGUUUUAAAAACUCGGUCUUGUACCUGUACAUCUUGUCUGCAUUGGCAUUGCACUCCAGCCUAGCAGUGUAUUUAAUGUGUUUCAGUGUGGAGGAGGGGAAAAGCAAACUUGGUCAUCUAACUUUAACUUCAAAAGCAGUCUCUUAACAUGUCUUGGAUGGAAGACUCAAUGUUUU
Messenger RNA from Elgaria multicarinata webbii, 1597 nucleotides. RefSeq names its product ring finger protein 146 (gene RNF146). Gene Ontology annotation, cellular component: nucleus; cytoplasm. The transcript is spliced from 4 exons. NCBI's taxonomy places the organism in Eukaryota, Metazoa, Chordata, Lepidosauria, Squamata, Anguidae. Gene Ontology annotation, molecular function: ubiquitin protein ligase activity; poly-ADP-D-ribose binding; zinc ion binding. Bases 361 to 1410 code for a protein of 349 amino acids. Gene Ontology annotation, biological process: ubiquitin-dependent protein catabolic process; Wnt signaling pathway. The record is from RefSeq and is a predicted model, not a curated record.